Cutaneotrichosporon cavernicola is the source of this 1296-nucleotide messenger RNA. RefSeq lists its product as uncharacterized. Lineage: Eukaryota; Fungi; Basidiomycota; Tremellomycetes; Trichosporonales; Trichosporonaceae. Gene Ontology annotation, biological process: fungal-type cell wall polysaccharide metabolic process. Gene Ontology annotation, cellular component: fungal-type cell wall. The transcript is spliced from 3 exons. The record is from RefSeq and is a predicted model, not a curated record. Bases 1 to 1296 code for a protein of 431 amino acids.
AUGUUCUUCAACAUCGCCCAGGUCGUGCUGUCGGCGACCGUCGCGACAGCCGCAUGCGUCCCGACAAACCCUCCGCCGACAAACCCCCCGCCAACAUCCGGAUCGGUUCGCCUACACCCAAACGGCAACACCAACUGGUGUCUCGAGGUGCAGGGCAACAAGCGUGCGGACGGCACCCCGGUUCAGCUCGCCCAGUGUUCGACGAGCGCGGCUCAGGCGUGGACCAUCCAGAAGGGGAGCACGGUAGUCAAAUUGGCUGGUUCCAACUUUUGCCUUGACGCUGGGUCCACACCAGGGAACGGUGUUAAGAGCAAGAUCUGGACGUGUUACACUGGUCUUGCGGCUCAAAAAUGGUGGUACACGGACGACAACCGGGUCGCGCUCGAGGGCAAGGGCCAGUGCGUCGACCUGCCCAGCGGUGGACUUUACGCCGGCAACGUUGUCCAAACCUGGCAGUGCUCGAACGGGAACAACAACCAGGUGUGGACAACCUCCUCUGCACCUGCUGCACGUCGCGACUUGGAUGAGCGCAUGAUCUGCCCCGGCACGUCCCUCACCCCUGGUGGCCGUAAGGCUGGUCUUGCGGGAGGCGACGCUUUCGACCAGCUCAAGAACUACGUCGGCUGGUGGUACGACUGGACCGGCAAACCGUCAGGCCACACAGGCGCUCCUGUCGCCAUCCCUAUGCUUUGGGGUAAUGGCCACCGCGGUUCUGUGCAGAACGACGCCGCCCGCUUCCAACAGUUCAUCAGCACCUGGUCGGCCAGUAACCCACCCACCUAUGUGCUCGGCUUCAACGAGCCCGACUGCACGAGCGGUGAGAGCGCUUCCAUGAGCGUUGCAGAGACUGUCUCGGCGUGGGAAAAGUACCUUGCGCCGCUGGGGCGCGCGGGUUCGCUCCUCGUCUCGCCUGCAAUGUGCGCGCAACUGGACGAGUCAUUCCUCACGCCGUUCACGCAACAGAUCUCGACGCCGUAUGACGUUGUCGCCGUCCACAUCUACAAGCCCGACAUUGGCCAGCUCAAGGCAGUACUUGACUAUUUCUGGACAAAGUACAACAAGCCGAUGUGGGUCACUGAGUUUGGCUGCGUGUACGACCAGAAUGGCUUCAACGGAUGCUGGGACCAGGGCCAGGCUGUACAGUUCAUGAAGGAUGCGGUUGCGACCUUCCAGAACGACAACCGUGUGUACGCGUACGCUCCCAGCAACGUCGGCAACGCUUGGGUUGUUACCUCAGGCAACCAGCUCACAGAGGUCGGCAAGGCGUACCUCAAUGCCGUCAAGCAGUACGCGUAG